AUGUGCUUUAGAAGUUUAUUUAAAUAUUUACUCUUAGUAAAAUUAAUACUUGUAGUAUCUAGCGAAAAUCCUUUCCUAAUUGAUGCUGAAAAUCCCGAGCAAAUAACAAACAGCGCGGAAUGCGUCUUGAGUCUAUCUGCAAAAUACUUUGUCGAGAAGAAGGCUUUAAGUGGCAGCAUUAUCAUUGUCAGUGUAAAUUCUAAAGCGUCUGCAGCUGAAAAUUUUCUAUUAAAAACUAUGCAUGGCGGGAAAAACUAUAGUAUAAUGGUAAAAAAUGCAUUUAGAGAACAUGCAAACGCUUCUCACUUUCCAGAAAAAGCAAAAAACUAUCUAAUGAUACUCAAAAAGAAAUUCGAGUUGUUAAACCAUUUAAUUCAACUAAGUGGACUUCCCACGUGGAAUCCCCUAGCUAAAGCCAUAAUUUAUUAUAGACUGAAAUCAGGAGAAAAAGGCGCAGAUGUUGCCAAAGCAUUCAUAAAUGAACUUCGACAUUACAAGCUAUUAAAAAGCAUUGCGUUCAUAUAUUCCCCGGUAACAGACGAAGUCACAUCAUAUUCUUGGACCCCAUACGACAACCGAAAUUGCGCCGGUAAAUGUAAGUCAGUUUAUAUUUUAGAUAUUUGUAAGAAUAACAAUAUAAAACAAUUAGAAGUUCAAAGGGAGAUGUUUCCAUUAGACUUAAAAGGCUGCCCUUUAAUAACUUAUGCCAUUAUAUCUGAACCGUACGUGAUGCCGCCUGAAAGGAAAGUUACGAAUACAAUGUGGGACGAUGCUUAUGAAUUUCAAAAGGGUGGAGAGAUAAAUCUUGUAAAGAUUAUAAGUCAAUUCACAAACAUGAGCCUUAUUAUUCGUAUGUCAGAAAAAGUAGAAAAUUGGGGUGAGAUCUACUCUAAUGGUACAGCGAGCGAAGGGUAUGGUAUGUUAAUGAACAAUUCUAUAGACCUUCUUAUAGGCAAUAUUGAAGUUACAAGAAAAACUCGUAAGUUAUUUCAUCCGACUAUAAGCUAUACUCAAGAUGAAAUGACUUGGUGCGUACCAAAAGCUAGACAGGCUGUGACAUGGGAUAAUUUAAUUAUUAUAUUCCAAUGGACGACAUGGGUAGCAACGUUUGCAAGCGUCGUAAUUAUGGGAUUGAUUUUUCAUUAUUUAUAUUACCAAGAAAACAGAGAUACAAAAUGGCCGACUUAUACUAUAUUGAUGACAUUUUGCAUGCUGUUGGGUUGGGCUGCGAAAUUUGAUGCCAAAUCAUCGCAGUUCCGCAUACUAAUUUUCGGCUGGUUGUGCUUUGCUUUAAAUAUGGGGAUAACGUACGAAUCAUUUCUGAGAAGCUUUCUAAUGCAUCCAAGAUUCGAAAAGCAGAUAAGCAGUCAAUCGGAUCUUAUUGAGUCUGGAAUUCCUUUGGGUGGCAGGCAGAUUUACCGAUCCUAUUUUGAGACUAAUAAUGCUAGCUCGUAUUAUUUGUAUCGCAAAUAUAACAUCACUACGUUCGCUGAGGGUAUAAGACGAGCGGCUUUGGCCAGGAAUUUUGGUGUUGUUUCAUCGCGAAAGCAAGCCGAAUACAUGGAUCAGGAGUUAGGUAAAGGUGCGGGAUUGAUUUACUGCUUUCCAGAGAGCGAUAACCUAUACAAGUACGGUGUUGUUCUAUUAUUUAGAAAAUGGUUUCCAAUGUUAGCGAGGUUCAAUAAUAUUAUACGAAGCCUUUCGGAGAAUGGUCUGAUUGAUAAAUGGAAUGAAGAGUUGUUUAUUCACAGAAUCAGCUCCGAUGGUACGGGUACUAUAGUUCCGUUAAGUAUUCAGCAUUUGCUUGGAGCUUUUAUGCUGAUUGGUAUCUUGUACGGUGUAAGUGUUAUAGUUUUUAUAGCUGAACUACUUUUAGGUUUCACUAAGAACAAAAAUCGUGUACAAGAUUGUAAUAUGAGGCUGACG
Brenthis ino (lesser marbled fritillary) is the source of this 1926-nucleotide messenger RNA. NCBI's taxonomy places the organism in Eukaryota, Metazoa, Arthropoda, Insecta, Lepidoptera, Nymphalidae. The record is from the annotation of a GenBank genome assembly.